Messenger RNA from Apodemus sylvaticus (European woodmouse), 9738 nucleotides. RefSeq names its product microtubule associated protein 2 (gene Map2). The transcript has 17 exons. Lineage: Eukaryota; Metazoa; Chordata; Mammalia; Rodentia; Muridae. Bases 397 to 6135 code for a protein of 1912 amino acids. Gene Ontology annotation, biological process: microtubule cytoskeleton organization; neuron projection development. Gene Ontology annotation, cellular component: neuron projection. Gene Ontology annotation, molecular function: microtubule binding. The record is from RefSeq and is a predicted model, not a curated record.
UCUCGGCGGUGGAGGCGGCGGCAGCAUCCUCUCUACCUCCGCUUCCCUUCGGCCUCUUUCUCUUUCCUCUCCUUCUUUCCCUUGUUCUUCGGUCGCCCGGUCUCCCGCCCCCUCCUACGGAGGAGCUCUAGCUCUGCGAGUCAGCUGUGAUCGCGGGUGCGUCCACUUUCCGCGCCCAGAUUGUUAUUGAUCUGAAACAACCUGUAUUGUGACUGCUGGCAAGAAUUAAGGUUCCACAGCUUGUCUCUAACAGAGGGAGCACUGAUUGGGAAGCACUCAGUCAGGAAAUUAAAAGAAAGAAGCCAGAACAUACCACCAACCCUUUGAGAAUACAACAUAACAAACAUCACUAUUUUACAGCUUCCUUGAAUAGGAGACAGUACAGAGAUCUGAAGGAUGGCUGACGAGCGGAAAGAUGAAGGAAAGGCCCCACACUGGACAUCAGCCUCACUCACAGAGGCGGCCGCACACCCUCACUCUCCAGAGAUGAAAGACCAGGGUGGGGCAGGGGAAGGGCUGAGCCGCAGCGCCAAUGGAUUUCCAUACAGAGAGGAGGAGGAAGGCGCCUUUGGGGAGCACGGGUCACAGGGCACCUAUUCAGAUACCAAAGAGAAUGGCAUCAACGGAGAGCUGACCUCAGCUGACAGAGAAACAGCAGAGGAGGUGUCUGCAAGGAUAGUCCAAGUAGUCACAGCUGAAGCUGUAGCAGUCCUGAAAGGUGAGCAAGAGAAGGAAGCCCAACACAAGGAGCAGCCUGCAGCUCUGCCUUUAGCAGCUGAAGAAACAGCUCAUCUGCCACCUUCCCCACCACCGUCGCCAGCCUCAGAACAAACAGCUACAUUGGAGGAAGAAGAAGAAACUCUAGAGGGUGCGAUGGCUGAGGAAAUGAAGCCUGCUGCCUUUCCUGGGAAAGAGUGUGGGGCUGCUAAACCCUCAGACAACCACCAGGGCCUCAGUGAGGGCCGAGUGGAAUCUAGCGCAGAGGCACAGAUAGUUCCAGAAGACAGUGCCCUGGCAGGGGCGCCUCAUGAGAAAAGUGUUAAAGAGGUCACGGAGGUGGCUCCAGAAGUAAAAAUCCCUUCCUCUGCCAAGGAAGAUUUACUUACAGCCUCGAAGAUGGAAUUCCCUGAGCAGCAGAAAUUGCCUUCCUCAUUCGCUGAGCCUUUAGACAAGGGAGAAAUGGAGUUUAAGAUGCCAAGUAAGCCUGGUGAAGACUUUGAACACGCUGCCUUAGUUCCUCAGCCAGAUACAAGUAAAAUUCCCCAAGAUAAAAAGGAUCUCCAAGGCCUGGAAGGAGAAAAGUUGCCUCCCAUUCCAUUUGCGCAGACUUUUGGUACCAACGUGGAAGACAUAAAACAGAGCACAGAACCAAGCAUAGCAGUGCCUAGCAUUGGCCUCUCGGCAGAGCCCCUAACUCCAAAAGAGCCGAAAGACUGGUUCAUCGAAAUGCCCAUGGAAUCAAAGAAGGAUGAAUGGGGCUUAGCUGCCCCAAUAUCUCCUGGCCCCUUGACACCCAUGAGGGAAAAAGAUGUGCUGGAGGAUAUUCCAAGAUGGGAAGGGAAGCAGUUUGACUCGCCCAUGCCGAGCCCCUUCCAUGGUGGAAGUUUCACUCUACCCGUAGACACUAUGAAGAAUGAGAGAGUCACAGAAGGGUCACUACCCUUUGCCCCUGUCUUCUUCCAAUCAGAUGACAAAGUGUCUCUGCAGGACACCAGUGUCCUAACUACUUCCAAAGAGAGUUCUAAAGAUGAGGAGCCACAAAAAGAUAAAGCAGACAAAGUGGCAGAUGUCCCUGUCUCAGAAGCUACCACUUUACCCGGAGAUGUUCAUACUGCUGGUGUGGAAGGCUAUGCCAGGGAGACCAUUUCAGGAGAAGAAAAGGGUACCACAGAUCAAGAGAAAAAAGAGACUUCUGCACCCAGUGUACAGGAACCUACACUCACUGAAACUGAACCACAGACAAAGCUUGAAGACAAAUCAAUGGUUUCCAUUGAAGAAGCUCUGGCAAAAGAAGAGGAAUCCUUGAAAUUAAGAGAUGAUAAAACAGAAGUGAUUCAGACUUCCACUGAGCAUGCUUUCUCCAAGGAAGACCAGAAAGGCCAAGAACACACAAUUGAUGAGUUGAAACAAGAUUCCUUCCCUAUAAGUCUAGAACAAGCAGUUACAGAUGCAGCCAUGACCUCCAAGACCUUGGAAAAAGUUACAUCUGAGCCAGAGGCAGUAAAUGAAAGGAAAGAAAUCCAGGGACUUUUUGAGGAGAAAACAGAUGACAAAAAUAAGCUUGAAGGAGCUAGGUCUGCAACAAUAGCCGAGGCUGAGAUGCCACUUUAUGAAGAUAAAUCAGGGAUGUCCAAGUACUUUGAAACAUCUGCAUUGAAAGAGGAUGUGACAAGAAGCACUGAGUCGGGCAGUGAUUACUAUGAGCUGAGUGACUCGAGAGGAAGCGCCCAGGAAUCUCUUGAUACUACAUCUCCCAAGAACCAACAUGAUGAAAAGGAACUUCAGGCAAAAGCAUCCCAGCCUAGUCCUCCAGCACAGGAAGCAGGAUACAGCACUCUUGCCCAGAGUUAUACACCCGAUCAUCCACCCGAGUUACCUGAAGAACCAAGUUCUCCUCAAGAAAGAAUGUUCACUAUUGACCCCAAAGUUUACGGGGAGAAAAGGGACCUUCAUAGUAAGAAUAAGGAUGAUCUGACACUGAGUCGCAGCUUAGGGCUUGGUGGAAGGUCUGCAAUCGAACAAAGGAGCAUGUCCAUCAACUUGCCUAUGUCUUGCCUUGAUUCCAUUGCCCUUGGGUUUAACUUUGGGCGGGGCCAUGAUCUUUCCCCUCUGGCUUCUGAUAUUCUAACCAACACUAGUGGAAGCAUGGAUGAAGGAGAUGAUUACCUGCCCCCCACCACACCCGCAGUGGAGAAGAUCCCUUGCUUUCCAAUAGAGAGCAAAGAGGAAGAAGAUAAGACAGAGCAAGCAAAAGUGACUGGAGGGCAAACUAUCCAAGUUGAAACAUCCUCCGAGUCACCCUUCCCAGCCAAAGAAUAUUACAAAAAUGGUACUGUCAUGGCCCCUGACCUGCCUGAGAUGCUAGAUCUGGCAGGAACCAGGUCCAGAUUAGCUUCCGUGAGUGCAGAUGCUGAGGUUGCCAGGAGGAAAUCGGUCCCAUCAGAGGCUGUGGUUGCAGAGAGUAGUACCAGUUUGCCUCCUGUCGCUGAUGAAAGCCAAGUCACUGUAAAACCAGACAGUCAACUUGAAGACAUGGGAUACUGUGUGUUCAAUAAGUACACAGUCCCUCUUCCAUCACCAGUUCAAGACAGUGAAAAUUUGUCGGGCGAGAGUGGCUCAUUUUAUGAAGGAACCGACGACAAAGUCCGUAGAGAUUUGGCCACUGACCUUUCACUAAUUGAAGUGAAACUUGCAGCUGCUGGAAGAGUCAAAGAUGAGUUCACUGCUGAGACAGAGGCAUCUCCGCCCACUUCUGCUGACAAAUCAGGACUGAGUAGGGAGUUUGACCAUGACAGGAAAGCUAAUGACAAGCUGGACACUGUCCUAGAAAAAAGUGAAGAGCACAUUGAUUCAAAAGAACAUGUGGAGGAGUCAGAAGAGAUUCGGGAUAAAGUAGAGCUCUUCGGAUUAGGUGUAACCUAUGACCAAACCUCCACCAAAGAACUGAUGGCAACUAGAGAUACAUCACCUGAGAAAUCAGAGAAAGGUCUCAGUUCAGUGCCAGAGGUAGCUGAGGUAGAACCAACCACAAAGGCUGAUCAGUGUCUAGAUUUUGCUGCAAAGAAAGCUGAGCAGAGCCAGUUAGAUAUAAAAGUCAGUGACUUUGGCCAGAUGGCUUCUGGGAUGACUGUAGAUGCUGGGAAAGCCAUAGAACUUAAGUUUGAGGUGGCUCAGGAGCUAGCUGACUCAUCCGAAGCACCUCAAGAAGCAGAUUCAUUCAUGGGCGUUGAGUCCAGCCACGCGAAGGAAGGCGUCAAAGUCAGUGAAACAGAAGUCAAAGAGAAGGUGACAAAGCCUGACCUGGUGCAUCAGGAGGCUGUGGACAAAGAAGAGUCCUAUGAGUCUAGUGGUGAGCAUGAAAGCCUCACGAUGGAGUCCCUGAAACCUGAUGAGGGCAAGAAAGAAACAUCUCCAGAGACAUCACUGAUUCAAGAUGAAGUUGCCCUCAAACUAUCUGUAGAAAUUCCUUGCCCACCUCCAGUUUCUGAGGCUGAUUCAUCCACAGAUGAGAAGGCUGAGGUCCAAAUGGAGUUUAUUCAGCUGCCAAAGGAAGAGAGCACGGAGACUCCGGAUAUACCUGCCAUACCUUCGGAUGUCACCCAGCCACAGCCUGAAGCAAUUGUGUCUGAACCAGCAGAGGUCGCCAGUGAGGAAGAAGAGAUAGAAGCUGGGGGAGAGUAUGACAAAAUGCUCUUCCGCUCAGAUACCCUCCAGAUCAGCGACCUGCUUGUCCCAGGAAGUAGGGAGGAGUUUGUGGAGACCUGCCCAGGUGAGCACAAGGGUGUGGUUGAGUCUGUGGUGACCAUCGAAGAUGAUUUCAUCACUGUAGUACAAACCACAACUGACGAGGGGGAGUCAGGCUCCCACAGUGUGCGCUUUGCAGCUCCAGCUCAGCCUGAAGAAGAAAGGAGACCAUGCCCUCAUGAGGAAGAGCUGGAAGUAGAGAUGGCAGCAGAAGCCCAGGCAGAACCCAAGUAUGGAUCUCCAGAUGCUCCGGCUACCCCUGAGAAAGAAGAGGUUGCGUUCUCAGAAUACAAAACAGAAACCUACGAUGAUUACAAAGACGAGACCACCAUUGAUGACUCCAUUAUGGACGCUGACAGCCUGUGGGUGGACACUCAAGAUGAUGAUAGAAGCCUCUUGACAGAGCAGUUAGAAACUAUUCCUAAAGAGGAGAGAGCUGAGAAGGAAGCUCGGAGACCGUCUCUCGAGAAACAUAGAAAAGAAAAGCCUUUUAAAACCGGGAGAGGCAGAAUUUCCACUCCUGAAAGAAAAGUAGCUAAAAAGGAACCUAGCACGGUCUCCAGGGAUGAAGUGAGAAGGAAAAAAGCAGUUUAUAAGAAGGCUGAACUUGCUAAAAAAUCAGAAGUUCAGGCCCACUCUCCUUCCAGGAAACUCAUUUUAAAACCUGCUAUCAAAUACACUAGACCAACUCAUCUCUCCUGUGUUAAGCGGAAAACCACAGCAGCAAGUGGUGAAUCAGCUCAGGCGCCCAGUGCAUUUAAACAGGCGAAGGAUAAAGUCACUGACGGAAUAACCAAGAGCCCAGAAAAACGUUCUUCCCUCCCAAGACCUUCCUCCAUCCUCCCUCCUCGCAGGGGUGUAUCGGGAGACAGGGAGGAGAACUCCUUCUCUCUCAACAGCUCCAUCUCUUCAGCACGACGGACCACCAGGUCAGAGCCAAUUCGCAGAGCAGGAAAAAGUGGCACCUCAACACCUACUACCCCUGGAUCUACUGCAAUCACUCCUGGCACUCCCCCAAGCUACUCUUCACGUACCCCUGGCACCCCUGGAACCCCAAGCUAUCCCAGGACACCAGGAACCCCCAAAUCUGGCAUCUUGGUGCCCAGUGAGAAGAAAGUCGCCAUCAUUCGCACACCUCCUAAGUCCCCAGCUACUCCUAAGCAGCUUCGGCUGAUUAACCAACCACUGCCUGACCUGAAGAAUGUCAAAUCUAAGAUCGGAUCAACCGACAACAUCAAAUACCAGCCUAAGGGUGGUCAGGUACAAAUUGUUACUAAGAAGAUAGACUUAAGUCAUGUGACAUCCAAAUGUGGCUCUCUAAAGAACAUCCGUCACAGACCAGGUGGUGGACGUGUGAAAAUUGAGAGUGUAAAACUGGAUUUCAAGGAAAAGGCCCAAGCUAAAGUUGGCUCACUUGACAAUGCUCACCACGUACCUGGAGGCGGUAAUGUGAAGAUUGAUAGCCAAAAGUUGAACUUCAGAGAGCAUGCAAAGGCCCGCGUUGACCAUGGGGCUGAGAUCAUCACCCAGUCCCCAAGCAGGUCGAGUGUGGCAUCACCCCGACGCCUCAGCAAUGUCUCCUCUUCUGGAAGCAUCAACCUGCUCGAAUCCCCUCAGCUUGCCACUUUGGCUGAGGAUGUCACUGCAGCGCUUGCUAAGCAGGGCUUGUGAAUACUUGUCAUUUAGCACUGGAGUAACACGUAGGCAUGAGCUCUUGGCAGGAGUGGGCUCUGAGCAGGUGUCAUAUUCAUUCUUUACAAACCAUAGAUAAAUAAUCUCAUCCCCCAACUGUAGUAAUUGUUACAAUUUUAUAUAAAAAAAUGAAUAGUAUAUGCAGAAAAUGACCUGAAUUCCAUCCGCAACAAGAACACAUGGCUUUACAUGGAUACAAUUGGACAAUUAUUUUCGCUCUGCUCUGUUUUGCAUGGAGUAUUAUUAUUAUUAUUUUUAAAAUUGCAUUUUUACCUUUCAUGUGCCUGAAGGCUAUCCAAUACAUUCUGAAAGGCCUUGUUAAAAAUCCAAGCUGCUCAUUUCCCUAUUCUGUUUAUGGUUGAAAAGAUUAAAAACUACCCAUUGUCACUUACUACAGGUUCAAUGACAUCAAGGAGUCUGAUUGCAGGAAGGAAAGAGCAUGUAAGAAACACAUUUUUUUAAAGUGUUAUUUUGUAUAAAUGGGAAGAAAGAUGCAACUAAGUUAUUGACGCUUGGGACCUGGAUGAUUUUAUCAGAGUAUGCCAUUCCAAUCAAUUAUUUAACUAAAAGUUAGAUUUAAAGCAUUUGAGCAUUGGUUGAAGAAGUGGUAUCAAAGUGCAUCUCUUAGGAUUGAUGCACUUUCGUUAGAAUGGGCUUGUGUCUGAUUAGAAUGUCAGUUGAUUGGCUAGAUUUGUGUCCACACAAUCAGUUUCACACCCCCAUUCCAUCUGUUUGAUACAGUAUUAUAGAUAUAAAUAUAUAUAUAUUUCUCUGUGGCCAUUUGUGAUACUUCCUCAUAUACUUGAAUAUGAUACUUCUUUAUUCACAGUAUCUGUGUCUCCUGCACCCUUUGGUGUUGCAAUUUUAGGUAUGUGAAAGUAGAUGUUAGCAGGGUUCUCUCCCUAUUUAAAAAUACAUUUUAAAAAGACAACGAGUUUUAGCAUGAAGUUGCUUUCUGUAACAACUCAAAGCUGUAACCCUGUUUUAGUGCCAGAAUCAAGUCUUUCCUGUGAUGCUAGAACAUUUUACUUUCCUUUGCUUCCACCAACAUGGAGUUUGUGGAGUGGGUCCAGGGGUUUACAGAUGUUGGUUUAAUGAUUAUGGAUUUAUCUCAUGUUUAAUCACUGAAAAGUUUGGGUUUAAUCCCUCUAAUUAUUCGUGACACCAAUCUCUUACUAUUCAUUACCUCUUUCUUCUAUUUCCUUUUUCUAUUUGCUAAAGUUGAAAGUAGGAAAAAUAAUUUUGAAUAUCUUUUCUUGUUCUCCAAAUAUUAUCUGUUCAUUAAAUUCUGUAAUAGAACAUAUUAGGCUUAAUUACCCCAAAAAACUCUUGAUCAAAAAUGAGAAGUACAACAUAUUAAGAAGCUAUAUAUGUAAAACUUUUGAGACACAGAUAUCUAAACCCAUCUCUCCAGGAUUCUUCAUGAGCAUGGAACAUGGUAUUACUUAUUUAUGAGUAAAUACUGUUUUUUCUUGUUUUAUAUACAAUCUAGACAUCACAAUUCAGUUAAUUUCAUUUGCAAAUCAUACUUAGUGAAUAAGUAAUAGUCAAUUGCCCCCAAAUAAGACAACACAUAAUCAUACCGAGUGGACUUUUUUCUUAAUAUUUAAUUUGUUCUUUUUCUUGCUUGGGAUUGGUUCUUCAGAUGGAAUCUGAAGCGUUAAUGUGAAAAGUUGUCUAGGUGUUUUAUGUGUCUGAAAUAAACCAAGUCUUGUAUAUAAAGGAGAAGGUAAACCUGAACAAGACAGAGAGGUGCAGGCAAAAGGCAGAGAGGCUAAGACAGAAGGCAAAAGGAUGCAAAAGCAGAGAGAAACGGGGCAGUUUAGUGACCCAUUGAGUAUUAUGGCCAAUGUGACAGAAAGUUUAGCAUAAAACCAAGACAGUCUUCAUGGCUAAUAUGUAGACAUACACACACACACACACACACACACAAACACACACACACACACACCAUGUCUUUGUAAAUUGAUCAUUUUUUAUAUAACUUCAAAACUACUGAAUAAUGGUUGUUUUCAGUCUGGACAACUCAGUCCUUAGCUUCUCUUGAAAUGCACAAGAAAGGGAAGAGGGAAUGACUGUGUGUGGAGAAGUACAGUCUUUUCUUACAGGUUUUGAUAGACAAGGAUUAAAGUUGCCUAGGAAAAAAGUUAACAGAUGAUCCAUGUGGUUUUAAACUAUGCAAGAAAUAAUUUCAACCCAGUUUAUUAUAAAAAUUAAGGCUAAGUAAAUGUUUUCUAUGUGUUAAAAUUCAGUCUCUUAUGAUAUGUGCUCAAAAUAAAAUUAUGUAAGCCCCAAUGUUAAUCGAUCUAGCACUAAAAUAAUCAUUUUUUCUAUAGAUCUAAAACUAAAAUAAUCAUUUUUUCUAAUGUCAAAACAAUUAUAAUGGAUGUAAGUCCUUGUUCUAUGUGAAAAUGUGACUCUAUGAAGUUAACACAAGAAGGACCUGAAUUUUUGUAGCCAACAGAGAAAUGCACAGACUAAAAUCAUUUCCUUAUGGGAACUUGGGAUGGAUGCCACCUUACCUACUCUCUUAAGAUAAUGACUCAAAUUAAGCUUUUUGGACACCACUUUUGUGGGGAUACACAUACGCUGAUCUAGAAAUGAAAGGCGCGCAACUCCAUUUCUAGAUCCACUAAUGCCAGUUUCUCUCUGGCUUCGGCCUUUGAGAACCUGUUUAAGAAUACGUAAGUAUCCAGAGCUCUCAAGAGUUCGAAGGCCAACCUUUUCAGUGAACUCACACACUCUGGGUCUCCUGCAACUGACAAUUGGGUACCUUGCAACAAUGCAGGAAGGAUCCGAGUUUAUGAUGAGUUUCGAAGGCCAUGUUCACUUAGGAACUGACUCUCUCUGGAUCUGCCUGCUGCAUUCCAGCAGGAUGACUGGCUGAAAUCCCGCCCAUAGGAAAGACACCUGUGCAAUUCCAGUUCAGUUUGGCUGAAGGUAGCUGAAGGAAGAGGACCAGUAAACGGAAGAAUAGACUACAGCUGUACUUCUCCACACACAAUCACACAGAUGUCAGGUAGAAGAGAGAUCAGAAGCCAAAUGUAGCAUUAUGUCAGUAGUAGUUAAGAAAUGGUAUAAAUGUGAAUGAUUUUGACUUAGCUGAAUUUAUACUUUUCCUCUCAUAUUUCAUGCCACAGGAAAGAAAAGAAAUGAUUUGUGGUAGAAGUAGCAAAGUAAAAGUAGAUUAAUCAUUUGGAAAGGCAAAUUUCAGGCAUUUCUUCGAGAUUGGUGUGUGUCCUAAAAUUAAUACUGAUGUUUGUGUUUUUGCACCUAGAAGUUUUAGCCCAGAUAUGUAGAUUGAGACCAAGUCCCUCUGUAGGAAAAGAUUAUUUUUUAAAACCAGUAAGAAAUUUUUAAAAAAAGCCAAUCAUGAAAGUCCACUUCAACUUUAGCAAAAAGGGGGAAAAAUCAACAAAAAGUAUACUCUGUAUGCUGGGAUCCCAAGGUUCCAACACACCAUCUGUGGGGGGUGGGGUUCUUUCUUCUGAUAAUUCUAGAGCCUGUUACCAUAGAAAGGUAUUUCUUCAGUGGCUGGUUGUAGUUAGUUCAUGUUUUUCAAUCAAUUUGCAAAUGUAUUUG